Messenger RNA from Psilocybe cubensis, 939 nucleotides. RefSeq lists its product as uncharacterized. Lineage: Eukaryota; Fungi; Basidiomycota; Agaricomycetes; Agaricales; Agrocybaceae. The record is from RefSeq and is a predicted model, not a curated record. Gene Ontology annotation, cellular component: catalytic step 2 spliceosome. The transcript has 6 exons. Gene Ontology annotation, biological process: mRNA splicing, via spliceosome. Gene Ontology annotation, molecular function: protein binding. The coding region runs from base 1 to 939 and encodes 312 amino acids.
AUGGCACCUUCUCGUGGCAUCAAACCUCUCGCACGCAGCUUACACACUACACUGGAAAACCACAAAGGCGCAGUUAAUGUCGCUCGCUAUUCUAAAGGAUCUGCCAGUUACAUCCUAACCGGAGGUCAAGACAGAGCUGUCCGGCUAUGGAAUGCUAACCUGGGGACAGAAAUAAAAGCAUUUACCGCUCAUGGGUAUGAGAUACUGUCUAUCUCAGUGUCUCAGGAUAACGCCAAGUUCGCGUCGUCCGGCGGUGAUCGCUCUGUUUUUCUGUGGGAUGUCGCUGCCGGCGUGACAACAAGGCGUCUUGCGGGACAUAUGGGGAAGAUAAAUGUGGUGGAAUUCAAUGAAGAUGCUAGUGUCGUCGCAAGCGGAUCUUUCGAUUCGACUGUGAGGCUGUGGGAUCUUAGGGCUCAGACAAGGCAGGCAAUUCAAGUUCUCGAAGAAGCACGAGAUGCAGUUCAGACUAUACACGUCGGCCCAACGUUCAUCAUUACUGGCUCAGUAGACGGUCAUGUUCGCACGUACGACCUUCGCAUGGGAGAGCUUCGCUCAGAUUUCAUAGGUCAUCCCGUAACAUCGGUGAUUCCUACUCAAGAUAACCAGACUUAUCUCGUAUCCACUCUCGACAGCCAUAUACGACUUAUGGAUUGUUCAACUGGCAAGAUGCUGAAUGAUUUCACAGGUCAUGUAAAUGAAUCGUAUCGUUGUCGUGCUUGCUUCGGCCACGGAGAAGCAACAGUCAUAUGCGGCGAUGAGAAAGGACAGGUCUGGGCUUGGGAUUUGGUUGAUGCCAAAAUUAUGCAACCAAAUCCUCCGCCUAAGGUCCAUUCAAAACUUAUCACCUGGAUAGAACACCACCCCACAGAGGCAGGUGAAAUGAUCACAGCAAGCGCUGACGGUACAGUUAAAGUGUGGAGGUACCCUGACAAUGCCUGA